AUGAGCCUAUUGUCUCUUAGUGGGAAAAUUGAGAACCACCUGAUUGAGCUCCGGAAUGAGGUUGCUCAAUCGAAAACAUUAAAGAAAAAUUUGUACACGGACUGGGAUUGUAAGAUUAAGCUGGAUUUUCCAAAUCUACUCAUUCCAUCGCUUUUUGGCUUGGGUGCCUUGGUGGAUCAGGCCAAUCCAAGAUUGAGGGUGAAAUGGGAUGCACCAGAGGCUAGGUGGAGCCAAGUAAACUUUGAUGGUGCUUCUGUAGGAAAUCCGGGUCAAAGUGGUAUUGGUUGUAUUCUGAGGGACUUUGAUGGUCUUUUCAUAAAAGAAAUCUCUAAAAAGAUUAGAGUGGCUACUAAUAAUGAAGCGGAAUUCAGAGCGGCUUUAAGAGGUCUUCAGUUAGGGAAGGAGCUAUGGGUGCAGAGAAUUCAUCUAGAGGGAGACUCAAUAAAUGUGAUUAAUGUUAUCCACUGUAAUAACAUCCCUAGUUGGUGCCUUAACCAGUGGCUUCAAUCGAUCCUGGUGCUGCUAGCCACCUUUGAUGAAUUUUGGGUUAGCCACAUCUACAGGGAAGGUAAUGGUGAAGCUGAUAGACUUUCUAAAUUGGGUAUAGCCGUUUGUGACCCCACCUGA
Molecule: messenger RNA, 627 nt
Organism: Cryptomeria japonica (Japanese cedar)
Lineage: Eukaryota; Viridiplantae; Streptophyta; Pinopsida; Cupressales; Cupressaceae
Exons: 1
Coding region: 1-627 (208 amino acids)
Molecular function (GO): nucleic acid binding; RNA-DNA hybrid ribonuclease activity
Source: RefSeq, a predicted model, not a curated record